Molecule: messenger RNA, 807 nt
Organism: Agelaius phoeniceus (red-winged blackbird)
Lineage: Eukaryota; Metazoa; Chordata; Aves; Passeriformes; Icteridae
Gene: RBP1
Product: retinol binding protein 1
Biological process (GO): retinoic acid biosynthetic process; vitamin A metabolic process
Cellular component (GO): cytosol
Molecular function (GO): lipid binding
Source: RefSeq, a predicted model, not a curated record
UAUGGUUAAAACCGAUAUUCCUUACACAAUGAUAUGAAAGGUGAAUAUUUCAUUUGUUUUAAAUCAAGUCAUCCUGCUGUCAUGUUAGAAAUCUCAAAGGUUCAGCCUCGUAGAAGGAUUUAAAAGCAGCACUUCAACAAUAAUCGGAUUAGAAGGACUUGCAUAGCUCCAUGGUAUAAAGAAGAGAUAAAAGGAACCAGAGUUCCAACUUGCCACAAAGCAAGGCAGUGAGUUGUGGGGUGCAGAAUCAACCCAGGUUCUGAGCCAGUGAUUUUGAGCAUCACCUGGAGCAGGGAUGCCUGCAGACUUCAAUGGGUACUGGAAAAUGGUCAGCAAUGACAAUUUUGAGGAGUAUCUGAAAGCACUGGAUGUAAAUGUUGCUGUAAGAAAAAUAGCAAACUUGCUAAAGCCUGACAAAGAAAUCCUUCAGAACGGGGAUCAUAUGAUCAUUAAAACACUAAGCACUUUUAGAAACUACAUCAUGGAAUUUGAUGUAGGAAAGGAGUUUGAGGAGGAUUUAUCUGGGGUGGAUGAUCGCAAGUGCAUGACCACUGUGUCUUGGGAUGGAGAUAAGCUGCUCUGUGUGCAGAAUGGAGAGAAGGAGGGCCGUGGUUGGACCCAGUGGAUUGAAGGAGAUGAAAUGCACCUGGAAAUAAGAGUGUGUGGAGUCACAUGUAAGCAGGUCUUUAAGAAGGUGCAGUGAGCCUCUGCUGCUGCAGGACUGAAGAACAACAGAAUUUACUGACUUGCCAGCAACUCUCCAAAUGUUAGCACUGAGCAUCCUCAGCAACCAGAGCAAACACAGAA